UGGAGGUUCAUUUUUCAGUGGAUGCGUGCUAAAUUGUUAGCCUCGGGAACUAGAUGCCAACAAUAAUGUUAAUAUUAGCCAAUGUAGCUAGCUCUUGGCAUUCAUGUGGUCUAGCAGCAGUGUUCUCAAGACUUAACCACUUGAACAUCAAGUAUAUUGUGUAAACAACUUCCCAUGUCAUAACCACGAACUCACAAGUUCCAUUCAAAGGCAGUGCUAGACCAGAAGUGCACUUCAUAUAUUUAUUUAUUAGUUUAUUUGUCAUGGACGAUGCAAAAAAAACAUUGUAACAGGUUAAAGUAACAUGAAACAGAUGUAUUGCAUAUAGGAUUUCUAGCCAAGGCUAAUUUGCGACCCCUGUCCCUGGUUAGGUUUUUCUACUUAAAAAUAGUCAUAACAUAUCACUGCCAGAAUUACAUUAAUUAAAUAAAGCUCAUAAUAAAUAGUGACAUUCUUAACGUAUUAUUGCCCCUGAAUUUGGCCUUUUCUGAUUGGUUAGAAGGGCGAGGGUCGCUUAAAAACUUGAGAAGGGAAUAUCCCUGCUGCUCAAUGAGCCUGGGUCAAAGAAGUCUUUGACAGCACCUCUUUGUAUUAUGCUUCAGAGAAUAUUUCAACAAAAAAUCUUUUAAAAAAUUUUAAACCAAAGAAUUGGACAAAUAUGACCUGCUGGUGGCGCUAGAGGAAAAGUCAGGGGAUCACCAAAGUCAUAAGGCGUAAUUCUCUGGGAAUAAUGAAUGUCUGUACAAAAUUCAAUCCAUCCAAUAGCUGUUGACAUAUUUUAGUUUAGACCAAAAUGGCGGACCAACAGACCGACAUUGUCAUCAACAGAGUCAUGCCGCUAGUGUGGAUAAAAAUGAUCAUAUUUACAAUAAUACACAGUGAAGAGGCAGCCAGCUGGGAAGUUGCAAAAAUGGGGGGUCUUACAACAGCAUCUCCUUUUACGCAGAUGAGAAAUUAUAUUCCGAUAUAUUCAACCCAGAAUGUAAUCUACCUUAAGUGAAUUUUAAUAUUGGACACUCCUGAGCAGCUGCCAUUAAACCCAGUAUAACAAAUAAUGCAGCGGGCACAGUGAACAAUACAGUUGUCAAACACUUCAGCCGCUCUGAGAAAGAUUAAGAGAUACAUAAUUAGUAAUCAGCUUUGCCAAUAAUUAUUCAGUUAAUCAAUGCAGUAAAUUGGUAAGAACCAUCAGCUUUUUUUGCUCCAGCAUGGAGUCGACUUUAUAGAUUCUUUUCUUGUCAGAUGUUGGCACGCUCCUGGCCCGAGCGCCCGGCCUGCCUCUCUGUGUCGUCUUUCAUUUCCUUUUCACCCCCAGGUCUUUCUGUACCUGUCAGUUUCUUUCUACAGUGUGACUCCUUAAUCCACCUGAGUGCAUGGAGGACAGUUUUGACAUAAGAAGAAAAGAUAGACUCCUAAGGAGAGGACCAGUAUCUUUAGAGCCCGGGGGAUAACCGGAUUACGACAGCCAUUUUGUGCUGCUGGCAGUUUUUCUUAUUACCCAUUUCCCUCCCCCUCAUCUCUCCAGAGUUGAAAUGCUGCCCUUUCUUAGAAGUCACACCAAACACUGACUUGUACACAAAAACACAUACUCUUUGUGUUUUUUCCCCCAGCUAAAACAGCUUUGAGCAAAAAUAAAUCUUGACGAAUGAUAGUAAGAAAGAAACAGAUAAUUUCUUCACACUGCCCUUCAAAUAAUCCAUCUCUCCUCUCUCAGACAGUUUUUCUCUUCACUGCUGAAAACUCUCUAAAACAUGGUUCCUCUGUGGAAGUAAUCAUUGUCUCUGUAUGGUGGUGGGUGCCUCCUGCGCGCGAGGCCUGCACCUACAGCACAGCAGAUAACAGCACAGCUAUGAGGAGACGGAUCAACUGUCUGACCCCUGCUGCCAGUCACUAUAUCCCUCCAGCCCGUCUGCUCCGUGGAAACCCGGCGAAAACACUUUCUGAAAACGUCUUAUCACCGAAACCACCGAUGCGGUGUGCGCCACUGGAUCUUUUAUGUCCAUUUAUUUUGCCUUUGAAGAGGCCCGCGGUGCCUUUGAUUGUGGGAGGUAAAUGAAAUAAAGACCUCCUCCUUGCUGGUGCCCUGAUAUCUAAGUUUAUCACUGCCACCAAAACCAAAACGUAGAGCUGCGACUGACCGCCACAGGUCUGUCCACAGAUAAACGCAUCAUGCUUCUGUUACGGUUAUAAUCUUUUUUGCAGAAGCCAUUUUGGGUACCUUCGAGGUGGCCUGGAAGCUUCCACUUAGACACCCAGAAAGACGAUGUUGUAAAAUGAGCUUCCUGAGUAUAUACUCCAUACAGUAAUCCCCUGUUAUUACCUGUAAGCACCUGAGUCUUCUCAUGAGUAGCCGUGUAUGUAUACUAUAUAUACACUUUAUAGUUAAGUUAAGCCUUAUUAUUGCAGCAAAGCCAUUCAGGCAUUUCUCCAUCAAUGUCAUUUCAAUAACAGACGAGGCGGCUAAAGCAUAUAUUUGAUCAGAUAAGGUAUAGUAAUUAUGAAAACCGCAACAAUCAAUGGAGUCACCCAGGGCCAGUGAAUUAUGGCUGUGAUUAAUAUUGAUUUUGUAGGCUACGGAGGAGGGAGAUGAGCAACUUGUACACAUAUUAUAAGAAACCUGCACGGCAUGAUGGGAAGAAAGAAUUGAAAUGAGUGAUUGUGUCGGUUUUGAGGACAAGUUUUAAAAAGUACAACUUAAAAUUGUGGAUGACUGUUGAAUGGUGGCAUCAGGACAGGUGGACUUUUUUAUUUAAUUUUGUUCAAUGAAGGGUCAUAGCUAUGACUGAGGACACUGAGAUCACGUCCUGUGUAUUUUUUGGGUGGGACUUUGGGGUUUUAGCACCUUUGGGUGAGAUACAUUCUACAAUUAAAAACAUACAGGACAUUUUUAGGCUCAUUUUCAUUUUAGACCCAAUGUUCUUCCACCAGGAUUCAGGACCGUUUCGCAACCAUUUUUCCUGGUACCUAGAGAGGCCUUUGAGACCUCAUUUAGACUUUCAUGUUGAUAACACUUUAUUUUUAUGGGUCUGUAAUUUCCUAGUAAUAACUUUGGAAGAUUCCUGGAAAGAAAUAUGAAAUCUGGUACUAUUGUGAGACUAUUAUUUUAGUUUAGUUAGUUGAUUUUCAUAGGAUUUUCCUUAAAAGAACUGCUCCAUUUCAAUAAAACCUGCAGAUGCAGCCUUCAUUGAUCAGCUAUGAAAAACUUUCUGGUGUUUUGGUGUUUGGGGCUGUCAACUCAUGACCUCAGUAUUUCUGAAAUAAUGGACAUGGCUCUAAUUUAAUGAGAUGCUUUUACAUACAGUUUCCUCCUCUUAGAUCUUCUGCCGCAGACUUGUGAAGUUCAUUAUUGAGCAAAUGAGGCAUAGGUCAUUAUAGGGUCGUGGGCAGCUGCAGUGCAAAAUAACAUUUUAGCUCCAUAGCCUUUACAUACUUUUUAAUAUCUAGUUUGCAGAUUAGGUUGCUUUCUUCGCUGGUUUCCUGCCUGCCUGCACUUGUCUCAGUGGAGAUUUGGAGAGACUAAACUGUAGGAAAGGGGAAAGGAGGGUGUCGCUCAGAAAUGUUGUACAGUCACUUUUGUGAAGGGAUUACAGUGUUUUCUCUCAUUCCCAUUGGCUUGGCCCGCCGUGACAGAUGAGCGGUUGACAUGCCCAGCAUCAUCCAUAACAAGCUUCCAACUUGGUCCCGUGUGAAUCCCAUUCAUGCGCCCAGGCUGCACUUUUCACUUCCACUUUGAGUAAAUGCUUCAAUCAAUUUGGGAUGCACGGUUUUCCAAUAUUUCCAUAACAAAGACACAGAAAAUACCUCUUUGAGACUUCAUCGUCACUUUUCAUUUUUACGCACGAGAGGAGCAUGAGCUUUUUGGAGAGGUGACUCACUUUAAAGUAGGACCGGUGUUUGUUUUAAUGAAUGUCUUGCCAGUUUUUGAAAUGGCAAAACCUUUAGAUCACAUCAAGAGACCCAUGAACGCCUUCAUGGUGUGGUCCAGAGGCCAGAGGCGGAAGAUGGCCCAGGAAAACCCAAAGAUGCACAACUCUGAAAUCAGCAAGAGACUCGGCGCGGAGUGGAAGCUGCUCACCGACUCCGAGAAGCGUCCGUACAUCGACGAAGCCAAGAGACUGCGGGCUCAGCACAUGAAGGAGCACCCGGACUACAAGUACAGACCCCGGCGCAAACCCAAGAGUCUGCUGAAGAGGGACCGUUUCGUUUUCCCGCUGCCGUCUUUACUCGGGGACGCCGCGGAGCACUUGAAGGGAUUUUCCAUGGACUCUUUUCUCGUCCCCGGGGAUAAAGCCAGAGCUCUUCUCGCCCCCACCUCCUCCUCCUCCUGCUCCUCCUCGUCGUCCUUCUCGCUGCUGGAGCCGGUGGGUCACUUCAGCACCGGAGCUGUCCAGCGGAUGGCGGAGAUCCCGCACACUCUGGCCGCCGGAGCUCUGCCCUACAGCGCGCACACGUUUGGAUACCAGACUGGAGGGAUUGGGGCUUUGGCUUGCCCCGGACAGCACACACACACCCACCCAUCACCCACCAGCCCCGGAUAUGUGGUGCCAUGUAACUGCGGCGCCUGGUCUGCAGCCAGUUUACAGCCUCAGGUUGCCUAUAUUCUCUUUCCCGGAGGGAUGACCAAGAGCGGCAUGGACACGUACACUUCACCCAGUUCCAGUGUGUGACAGACCGGAUUCACCUGGACUCUGAAGGUGGUGGAGACGCGCGGUCCUUACGGGAAAAGUUUGCGCACAGGACCUCUCCAUGUCUGUAAGAACUGAGCUACAGCAACGUUAUAAAUAUGAACAUACCAUACAAAUAUCACCGCAAAAAUGAUACCUUUUAUGUAAUAUCAUGUGGGAAUAUUAUCGCCACAUAAACAUUUCAAAAUGCCAUAAUUACUUUUUACCUCCUGAGCUCCAAAUACGCACUACGAGUCCUUAUGUUCCCUGUAAAAACACUAGAGAGUAAAGAUGCUAUUUUGUUACUCUUUUGACAAGAAAGUAAUUUCAAAACACUUUAAAGUUAAGUGCACAUGGCCCAAGCAUAACACAGUAUUAAAAUGAUUGAUCAAAAAUCAACACACCAGCUGCCAGUCCCUUAAACAUAAAGCUCCUGCUGCCAUGAGAGGGCAGAGGAAGCCAGCAACAGCGCAUCUGUUUUUUGACAUAUGUAUUUAUCUUGACGCAAAAAAAUGGCAUUAAUUUUGCAUUAAUACACUCUUAUAUUUGGACAGAAACAUUUGGUCCCUAGAUUUUGAAGUCAGUGUGGGGAUAAGAAAUGUUUUUAUGAAUGACUGUAUUGUAAUUGUCUUUUUUUUCCUUUGGAGUGACUUGUAUAAAGGUUUUUAUAUAACCAGCUAAAUCAGUUUUUAAUAAUCAUAAUUGUGCGAGUUGGUCAUUUUAUUGAUAUUGUAGAUGAUCCAGAUCACUACAAUUUUCCUGGUUUAAGUAUUAUGAAAUGUCACUCUAUUGACUAACAAUGUGUUAUUUCCAUGUUUUUUUUUUGUUAGAUGUCAUUUCAUGACAGCUGUCGGCUGUAAUGAUAUCGUCACUAGUAUUAAUAAAUGAUUCUGGGGGUUUGCUGUUACAGCAGCAUGUUUUCAUGUUCCUGAUUAACUGAGCCUUUAUUUAAACAAGCUGACUUUCAAAUUCCUGAUAAGAAAUCUUAACCAAAAUGUCCACAGCAGCUGAACAACAUGAAAAAUGUAAUUUUCUAUGCCAUCAUCACAUUUGGUGACUGCUGUAUGAGUUUUGUUUUGUGUGUUUGUGAGAGAGAGAGAGUGAGAGCGAGCCAGGCACAUGAUAAGAGAAGAAUAGAAACUUCUCUCCUCCCCAGUUGUUGACAGAGUGAUAAGGUGUAAAAAGUUGAAUCAUGGAAAUCAUAUGAGGUACUGUUUGUUUGACUGUUAGUAAGAGGAAUGAGUCCUCACACUGAAACCGCCAAGCUUUUGUCUUGACGUACGAUAACUCAUAACGCAUGUUCUGUAGCCAUGUAGAGACGCAGUAAUUAUCAGUCUGACAACAGGAAAUAUAUCUGGUUUGUGUUGUGUAUCUUAUGACCUGAUCACUGAUCCUGGAUCAGUAUAUUAGGGUUGUGACAGAGGGUGUUUUUGUGUCUUUUUUCCUUUAUUUUAUAGUACACAGUAUGCAACAAAUGUCCUUGGCUGGAUUUCAACCAGAGGUGUUGCGAUUACAUGUCCAGUGUCUUAACCUUUGUCCACUAUAGGACACUUCAGCCAGAGGCUUUUACUUGACAUCCUGGGCGGUCCAGGGGAAGCUUUUAGGAUAAAGUACCAGGUUUAAAGUCUGGAUACUGUUGAGAUUUCAUCUCGCUGAAGUGUCCGUGAACAAGAUACCAAAUCCUUAUCAGUUUCAGGUCCAGCGUAACUGAGCUUGACCUUUGACCUUUCUGUUGAUGUGAAAAGUUAGGACAUGAUUAGUUUGACUCAUCACACCCUGUUUUAAGGGAACACCUCGAGGCCCGAUAUGAGCUACUAGAUUCUGCUCAGGAUUAAGUCAAAAUCGAUAAUCCCCCAAUGUCAAGUGUUAUUUUUUAUGUGUUUUUCAUGCCUCAUUUCUGAUGGUUCAUUAAGUUGGGCCUGAUGAAGUGACUCAGUCAUGUGACGUACUUGUGUGUUUGUCUCUCUGCUGUGCUGCACCGUUUGUUAGUUUGAGUCUGUUUUCCAGUUUUGGUUGCACAAAUUACAGCAAAUUUUACUCAGCCGUUGGCGUUUUAUCGAAACCCCGAGGAGCCAGUGAUUCAAUUUCCUGUAUUUACAUUUACACUUCGUUCUCAUUUAAGUGCCAGGUGCGUCUAUCACUACUGUGUCCACACCUCUCAACACAAGGUAGCCCAACCCAUGCUGCCGUAUCACCCACUGGGCGAAACCCAACCGUCUCCACCCAACGCCACCAUCACUACAAAGUGCCACCUUAUACAUUUUCAUUCUCUGCCUGCACACCACACACACCUUCACCUGCCUUUACCUAAACCUUAUUCAUAUAUGCAGCUAAACUUUAAGUAUUAGGCUCUGUAUUUAUUUAAACUGCACACACACACACACACUCUGCCUCUCAGGUUUAUUUCCUAACUUCU
This is a messenger RNA of Thunnus maccoyii (southern bluefin tuna), 7080 nucleotides long. Its product is annotated as transcription factor Sox-14. Gene Ontology annotation, biological process: cell differentiation; positive regulation of transcription by RNA polymerase II; negative regulation of transcription by RNA polymerase II. Gene Ontology annotation, molecular function: DNA-binding transcription factor activity, RNA polymerase II-specific; RNA polymerase II cis-regulatory region sequence-specific DNA binding. Bases 3903 to 4667 code for a protein of 254 amino acids. The transcript has 2 exons. The record is from RefSeq and is a predicted model, not a curated record. Lineage: Eukaryota; Metazoa; Chordata; Actinopteri; Scombriformes; Scombridae.